Delphinapterus leucas (beluga whale) is the source of this 1701-nucleotide messenger RNA. The record is from RefSeq and is a predicted model, not a curated record. Lineage: Eukaryota; Metazoa; Chordata; Mammalia; Artiodactyla; Monodontidae.
GAAGUAUAAUUGCUUCUCAUUUGUUAAGAAAAUUUGUACUUUCGUUUCGCUUCUUCUUCGCUAAGCACCUUGACUAGAUUGAUGAGAUGUCGGGACGCGGAAAACAAGGUGGGAAGGCUCGUGCCAAGGCUAAGACCCGUUCUUCUCGGGCUGGGCUCCAGUUUCCUGUGGGCCGAGUGCACCGCCUGCUCCGCAAAGGCAACUACGCCGAGCGGGUCGGAGCCGGCGCGCCGGUGUACCUGGCGGCGGUGCUGGAGUACCUGACGGCCGAGAUCUUGGAGCUGGCGGGCAACGCGGCGCGCGACAACAAGAAGACGCGUAUCAUUCCGCGUCAUCUGCAGCUGGCCAUCCGCAACGACGAGGAGCUCAACAAGCUGCUGGGCAAAGUCACAAUCGCUCAGGGCGGCGUCCUGCCCAACAUCCAGGCCGUGCUGCUGCCUAAGAAGACUGAGAGUCACCACAAGGCCAAGGCCAGUCUCAACUCUACUGAGCUGGGCCCUAAUUAAUUGUAAAUACUGGGCCCCAGGGACAGCGUCCCUCCUUCCUGACCACCCCCUCGUUGGAGUGCGGAGGCCAGUCAGCCCCCAGCUCUGGGGGCUCAGCGUCCCCUCGGAAGUGACUGCGAGUCAAGCUCCCCACAGACCCCCGACCCCCUGGUCUCCCUCCCGCCAGGGCCGCUUCGUGCGCGGUGCCGGUCGACCCCUCCUCAGGGCGGAGGAGACCCGGGCCGACUCCGCUCCACUGACCUACCGCUGCCCGACUGGGACGUGGCCGAACAGCCGGACACAAUGAGAAGCUGACAGUCUGCAACCCGGAAGAGGGUCCUCUCCAGAAGGCGAUGAUCCCGGCACCUAGAUCUCAGACUUCCAGCCUCUAUGACUGAGAAAUACAUUUUUGUUGUUUACAAGCCCCCACCCCGUCCCGUUUAUGGUACUUUGUGACAACAGUCCAAACUGACUUAGCACUCUUUUUUUCAAGUACAUUGAAGAAUUUGUGGAGCCCAUCCAUUUUAUGAUACAAUUUCCCAAAUAACCAAUAUGCUCUCUAUACACUCUGAUUUGUCAACAUUUGUAUUUAUCAAAAUUGUUAUAAAAAAAGCUUCCAUAUUUUUUCCUAAUAAAUUGUUUCCAAUACAAAAAAAAAAAGAAUACAAUACUGCAUAGCCUGGAGCUAGAAUUUGUUUAGGCAGAGCUUAACAAAGGCUUCAGCAUGACUUUACGGGACAUACUUGUGUACCAUUUACAAGUUUUGAGUUUUUCUUAACACCAUUUUACACGAAGCUCAGUUGAAAUUGUGAAACGUAGUGGGGUGCUUUUAUGUGAGAAUGUUAUAGUUAGUGAAAAGUAAACAUUUGUUAAUAUAAUAGCAAGCAUGAAAUUAAUCAGAGUUAAUGGUUUUAGUGCAUUCCGAAAAUCUUCAAGAAUUGAGGCCUGCGCAGGUUUGGGGUUGCUACCUGCCUCAGAAAGCAGAGGGUUUGUCUUCUGGGAGGACAAAGUCGUCCUCUCCUCUGAUAAAACCUCUCACACAGCUGGCUUUGGCAUCUUCCAUGAAGAGGACUUCAGAGAUUGAGGACUCAUGCAGCUGGGCUUUCAUUUGAGGUAGAGAGAGAAGACUGUGGUUAUAACCAGACUGUCCAGAGUGGGGUGUAGUUACCUCCAGAACUUUUCACUGUUAACCCAGCCUGGGAUUCAUGGUAGUCAU